AUGAUUCAAGUUCUCUUUCUCUAUAUCAUUAGAAGAAGAAGUCGUGCUUCAAACCAGGUGUUCUCGGAGUAUCAAUAUUUAAUAGAGUAGACCACAACAAUUAAGUCAAUUUGCCCCAGUGCCUAAGCGAAAGGAUGCCUCUAGGAAGUCUUCAGUGAUAAUAAGUUAAACGAUCAGAAAAAGUUUUUAGUAAGUGAGAAACAGCACUAUCAAAUUGGAGGGCGCUGAGGAAAUCCCUUCUUAGUCGAUGGGCGUCAAUUCAAAUCAUUACAUCAAGGCUAUUAUGAAGGAAUAGAAAAUGCAAAGGAAGAAAUCGAUAAAGAUUGAAUCCCCAAAUAGCACGAUGUUGCAAGUUCAAUUUGCUCAAAAUAAAUCUCAUACGGAAAACCCUGAUAGUCAAAGAGAUCCGUUCCAGGAAUUAAUCGGAGAUCAGAAAACUUAGUUAGAGAAAAUGGACGUGAUCAUCUACGUGACCUAUUAUGUGGAGCGAAUCGGAUUCGAAUAGGGAUUUAUCUUGCUGCUUUGGUAUUUUGAUGUAAACUUCUACAUCUUCAUUCCAGUUUCCCUAUUCGCUGGAGUUUUGAUGAGAAUACAAGAGAAGUUUGGAUACAGAUUGAUCCAAAAGAUCCUUCUAAUCUUGCUUCAUAGCCUUCUUGUCCUUGAGACAUAUCUUAUCAUGACGAAUGAAUAUGAAACAUUUUGUUAUUUAAUUGUGUUGGGAAUAGAAACUGUGUUUAGUAUAAUAUCCUACAUUUUACUGAAAAAAUGCAAAUGA
This is a messenger RNA of Paramecium octaurelia, 775 nucleotides long. Lineage: Eukaryota; Ciliophora; Oligohymenophorea; Peniculida; Parameciidae. The record is from the annotation of a GenBank genome assembly.